AUGCCGGCCGCCGAACCCCCUAUCGUGUCCACUGAAUCCGGUUUUGUCAAAAUGGACGACCGGAAGCGACCCGCUGCGGAUAGCAAUGAAUCGGCCCCGCCAUCAAAGAAGCAGGCCACCACUGUGAAUGGCGCGAGCAAGCCUCACCCCGAUGCCGAUAUGCCCUGGAAAGAAGACUUGGAGCGCUAUCAAAAAGAUGCGAUCUUACGUCAAAUGUUAGAAUACAAACGGGAGAAGCUUUCUUUGGAGUCGCAAGUGAGCCAAAUGUCUGAAGCAGCCAAAAUCAAUAAUGAUCGCCUUCGUAUUAUCGACUCCUGGUUUCGCCAGUUCCUUGACGAGAUUAAACUGCUACUGGGACCUUCCAAUGAUUCUUCAAACAACGACCACUCAUUCAAAAGUUCGCUACAAUUCCAUGACAACGAAGCCUUCGAGACUCACUUGAAGGAUCGAACUGACGAUAUUCGUGAAAUUAUUACUCGGCUCCAAUCAACUGUGGUCAAUGUUUCUCCCGAUGUUACAGAUCUCCAAAGCCAGUUGGCUAAGAAGCUCGCGGAGGAAAAGACUUUAAUUGCCGAUUAUGAGAAGACACUGGCCGACAAGCAGCAACUCGAAGAUAGUUUGGAAACAGCCUCAUUCCGAUACAUGAUGGCUGAAAAGAAACUGGACCGUGCAAGGAGUAUAACUGCGGCCAAGCUCGAAAAGGGUUACAUUAUGGGCAAUUCACGACCUGGCUCCGAGGGCGUGCAAACAAAGCGCGAGGAAUCAUCUCCUGCCAAUGGUGGAACCCCUGCUGGAGACCGAAGUGCUGAGCUGGAGGAAUCAAAUAAUCAACUUUCAGUCGUGUCGGAAAAGCAGAAAGAACAGUUGCAGAAGAUGGAGGCUGAGAAUGCCGAUCUCCUUACUCAAAUCACCGAGGCAAAGAUUAAGUAUUCUAAGUUGACGGACGACGACUAUGCGCAAACCGAUCUUUUCAAGCAACUUCGCUCCCAGUAUGACGAUGUAGUGAAACGCAUCAACCAUCUCGAAGCGACAAAUAUUCAAUUACGCGAGGAGGCCGAGAAGUACCGCUCGGAGAGAACUUCAUACAAAAUACAAAUUGAGGACGAGGCACGCAGCGCAAUGGCGGAGAAGGACAACCAAUUAGUGCGAGCAGAAACUGACCUGGCGCGGAUACGCAAUGUUCGUGAUGAGAUUUUGGCCGACCUUCAGAUGCGAAAGGCUGGUCAAGAUCAAGAAAAAACUACUAGUGCGAAGCUGCAGGAGUUGACAGAUGCCCGCGAAGCUCGGAUUACUGCUCUGGAAUCGGAGACGGAGAGACUACGACUGCAGAUCGAAGGGUCUCAAGCAUCGGCAAGUGUGGAGGAUAUUUCAUUUGAAGAUCUUCGGGCCAAAUACACAGGUCUGGAGCGUCAAUACGGCAUGCUUAACACCGAGUUGAGCUCGAUGCAGAUGGCGUACAAAAAGUUCUCCACAUUGGCUUCUCAGAAAGUAAUCGACUUCAGUGCUUUGGAGGAGAGGAUCACACGAUUGAUGGCAGAGAAAUCCAAGGCCGACCAGAAAUACUUCGCAGCGAUGAAGAGCAAGGAAGCUCGGGAGACCGAAGUUCGUACUCUCCGGGUGCAGAAUUCCAAGACCUCCGAUAUUGUCGCGCAACUCAAGGAUGCGGAAGCUACUACCCGAUCUUUGCUCUCCAACAUGGAAAAGCAAGCCAGCGAGACUAAAGAAGCUCUCAACUCGGUCCAAGAAAAACAUCGAUCUACUCAGCAACAAUUGACCGAGAGCACCAUCGUGCUGGAUGGAUUGAAACACCAGAUUUCUGAACUCAAGGCCCUCUCGACCUCGAAAGAUUCAACUCUGGGAAACACUACCACUGCUUUGCGACAAGCCGAGACCGAGAUCGUUGGCUUGAAGCAAAGUCUUGCCGACACCAAGAAAAGCCUUGAGGGAUGGAAAGGCAAGAGUCUCGGCAAUAACUCAUCCGAAUAUGAAAUGUUGCGGACCCUUGCCCUGUGCACCGUCUGCCGUCGUAAUUUCAAGAACACUGCAAUCAAAACAUGCGGUCAUGUCUUCUGCAGGGAUUGUGUGGAAGAACGGAUGUCUUCUCGUUCUCGCAAGUGUCCCAACUGCAACAAAUCCUUUGGAAGCAAUGACCAUAUGCACAUCACGCUCUGA
Molecule: messenger RNA, 2172 nt
Organism: Penicillium verhagenii
Lineage: Eukaryota; Fungi; Ascomycota; Eurotiomycetes; Eurotiales; Aspergillaceae
Product: E3 ubiquitin-protein ligase BRE1
Exons: 6
Coding region: 1-2172 (723 amino acids)
Cellular component (GO): HULC complex; nucleus
Molecular function (GO): ubiquitin protein ligase activity; metal ion binding
Source: RefSeq, a predicted model, not a curated record